Molecule: messenger RNA, 3258 nt
Organism: Biomphalaria glabrata
Lineage: Eukaryota; Metazoa; Mollusca; Gastropoda; Planorbidae
Exons: 1
Coding region: 1-3258 (1085 amino acids)
Source: RefSeq, a predicted model, not a curated record
AUGGUGGUCACUAAUAGGUGCCCACGCUUCAGUCAUCUGAGCAACGAAGUCACCAUGUGUGGAUGUGGAGGAGGUUGUCUCACAACGAAGUCACCAUGUGUGGAUGUGGAGGAGGUUGUCUCACAACGCAGUCACCAUGUGUGGAUGUGGAGGAGGUUGUCUCACAACGCAGUCACCAUGUGUGGAUGUGGAGGAGGUUGUAUCACAACGCAAUCACCAUGUGUGGAUGUGGAGGAGGUUGUAUCACAACGAAGUCACCAUGUGUGGAUGUGGAGGAGGUUGUCUCACAACGCAGUCACCAUGUGUGGAUGUGGAGGAGGUUGUCUCACAACGAAGUCACCAUGUGUGGAUGUGGAGGAGGUUGUCUCACAACGAAGUCACUAUGUGUGGAUGUGGAGGAGGUUGUCUCACAACGAAGUCACCAUGUGUGGAUGUGGAGGAGGUUGUCUCACAACGAAGUCACCAUGUGUGGAUGUGGAGGAGGUUGUCUCACAACGCAGUCACCAUGUGUGGAUGUGGAGGAGGUUGUCUCACAACGCAGUCACCAUGUGUGGAUGUGGAGGAGGUUGUCUCACAACGAAGUCACCAUGUGUGGAUGUGGAGGAGGUUGUCUCACAACGCAGUCACCAUGUGUGGAUGUGGAGGAGAUUGUAUCACAACGCAAUCACCAUGUGUGGAUGUGGAGGAGAUUGUCUCACAACGAAGUCACCAUGUGUGGAUGUGGAGGAGGUUGUCUCACAACGAAGUCACCAUGUGUGGAUGUGGAGGAGGUUGUCUCACAACGCAGUCACCAUGUGUGGAUGUGGAGGAGAUUGUAUCACAACGCAAUCACCAUGUGUGGAUGUGGAGGAGGUUGUCUCACAACGAAGUCACCAUGUGUGGAUGUGGAGGAGAUUGUCUCACAACGAAGUCACCAUGUGUGGAUGUGGAGGAGGUUGUCUCACAACGAAGUCACCAUGUGUGGAUGUGGAGGAGAUUGUCUCACAACGAAGUCACCAUGUGUGGAUGUGGAGGAGGUUGUCUCACAACGAAGUCACUAUGUGUGGAUGUGGAGGAGGUUGUCUCACAACGCAGUCACCAUGUGUGGAUGUGGAGGAGGUUGUCUCACAACGCAGUCACCAUGUGUGGAUGUGGAGGAGGUUGUCUCACAACGCAGUCACCAUGUGUGGAUGUGGAGGAAGUUGUCUCACAACGAAGUCACCAUGUGUGGAUGUGGAGGAGAUUGUCUCACAACGAAGUCACCAUGUGUGGAUGUGGAGGAGGUUGUCUCACAACGCAGUCACCAUGUGUGGAUGUGGAGGAGAUUGUCUCACAACGAAGUCACCAUGUGUGGAUGUGGAGGAGAUUGUCUCACAACGCAAUCACCAUGUGUGGAUGUGGAGGAGGUUGUCUCACAACGCAAUCACCAUGUGUGGAUGUGGAGGAGAUUGUCUCACAACGAAGUCACCAUGUGUGGAUGUGGAGGAGGUUGUCUCACAACGCAAUCACCAUGUGUGGAUGUGGAGGAGAUUGUCUCACAACGAAGUCACCAUGUGUGGAUGUGGAGGAGGUUGUAUCACAACGAAGUCACCAUGUGUGGAUGUGGAGGAGGUUGUCUCACAACGAAGUCACCAUGUGUGGAUGUGGAGGAGGUUGUCUCACAACGCAAUCACCAUGUGUGGAUGUGGAGGAGAUUGUCUCACAACGAAGUCACCAUGUGUGGAUGUGGAGGAGAUUGUCUCACAACGAAGUCACCAUGUGUGGAUGUGGAGGAGAUUGUCUCACAACGAAGUCACCAUGUGUGGAUGUGGAGGAGAUUGUCUCACAACGAAGUCACCAUGUGUGGAUGUGGAGGAGAUUGUCUCACAACGCAGUCACCAUGUGUGGAUGUGGAGGAGAUUGUCUCACAACGCAGUCACCAUGUGUGGAUGUGGAGGAAGUUGUCUCACAACGAAGUCACCAUGUGUGGAUGUGGAGGAGAUUGUCUCACAACGAAGUCACCAUGUGUGGAUGUGGAGGAAGUUGUCUCACAACGAAGUCACCAUGUGUGGAUGUGGAGGAGGUUGUCUCACAACGAAGUCACCAUGUGUGGAUGUGGAGGAAGUUGUCUCACAACGAAGUCACCAUGUGUGGAUGUGGAGGAGGUUGUAUCACAACGAAGUCACUAUGUGUGGAUGUGGAGGAGGUUGUCUCACAACGCAGUCACCAUGUGUGGAUGUGGAGGAGGUUGUAUCACAACGAAGUCACUAUGUGUGGAUGUGGAGGAGGUUGUCUCACAACGCAGUCACCAUGUGUGGAUGUGGAGGAGGUUGUCUCACAACGCAGUCACCAUGUGUGGAUGUGGAGGAGGUUGUCUCACAACGCAGUCACCAUGUGUGGAUGUGGAGGAAGUUGUCUCACAACGAAGUCACUAUGUGUGGAUGUGGAGGAGGUUGUCUCACAACGAAGUCACCAAGUGUGGAUGUGGAGGAGGUUGUCUCACAACGAAGUCACCAUGUGUGGAUGUGGAGGAGGUUGUCUCACAACGCAGUCACCAUGUGUGGAUGUGGAGGAGGUUGUCUCACAACGCAGUCACCAUGUGUGGAUGUGGAGGAGGUUGUAUCACAACGCAAUCACCAUGUGUGGAUGUGGAGGAGGUUGUAUCACAACGAAGUCACCAUGUGUGGAUGUGGAGGAGGUUGUCUCACAACGAAGUCACCAUGUGUGGAUGUGGAGGAGGUUGUCUCACAACGAAGUCACCAUGUGUGGAUGUGGAGGAGGUUGUCUCACAACGAAGUCACCAUGUGUGGAUGUGGAGGAGGUUGUCUCACAACGAAGUCACCAAGUGUGGAUGUGGAGGAGGUUGUCUCACAACGCAGUCACCAUGUGUGGAUGUGGAGGAGGUUGUCUCACAACGAAGUCACCAUGUGUGGAUGUGGAGGAGGUUGUCUCACAACGCAGUCACCAUGUGUGGAUGUGGAGGAGGUUGUCUCACAACGAAGUCACCAAGUGUGGAUGUGGAGGAGGUUGUCUCACAACGAAGUCACCAUGUGUGGAUGUGGAGGAGGUUGUCUCACAACGCAGUCACCAUGUGUGGAUGUGGAGGAGGUUGUCUCACAACGAAGUCACCAAGUGUGGAUGUGGAGGAGGUUGUCUCACAACGAAGUCACCAUGUGUGGAUGUGGAGGAGAUUGCCUCACAACGCAAUCACCAUGUGUGGAUGUGGAGGAGAUUACCUCACAACGAAGUCACCAUGUGUGGAUGUGGAGGAGAUUACCCCACAGGGUUGCCCCAUCUUAA